Molecule: messenger RNA, 1272 nt
Organism: Penicillium expansum
Lineage: Eukaryota; Fungi; Ascomycota; Eurotiomycetes; Eurotiales; Aspergillaceae
Product: ankyrin repeat domain-containing protein
Exons: 1
Coding region: 1-1272 (423 amino acids)
Molecular function (GO): protein binding
Source: RefSeq, a predicted model, not a curated record
AUGGCUACAAAGUAUGGUCAUGUUGGUGUUGUCCGAAUGUUCCUCGACCAUGGAAGAGACCCAACUCCAGCGAUCAACGAGGAUAGCUUCCAAUCCCACCCUGAUCUUGAUUCCCUUAUCUCCUUCGUAAACCCAUUGACAGCCGCAGUGCUAGAAGGUCACACUUCAGUUGUCAGUCUCUUAAUUGGAAGUGGAUUUAUCGACCGAUGUGUGGAACCACCCCGGAAAAAGGAGUGGUGCAACCUAUUAUUAUCCUUGGCGGUCAUGAAGAGGCACAUUCCCAUCAUCAAGCUUCUGCUUGCAGGAGGUUGUGAUUCCAAUGCUACGUGCCUGUCUGGGGAGGCCCCUUUGCAUCAUGUUGCCGCAGCUCCUGCUACGAGCACGACUAUGGAAAUUGUUCGUCUUUUAGUUGAUUCCGGAGCUGACCCCGUGAAUAGAGAAUUCAAUUCUCCAUUUUCACUUGGCUUGAAAACUGGCAAUGAGCCGUUCGUCAAUUACAUUUUCGAACAGGGCAUUGCUUUUGAUACUGAAGUCAUCCUGAACAUGGUUGAUGAGAUAUCCGGACAGCACAAGAGAAUGGCGUCUCUCCUCUUGAAGAGGGUUGAUUUAAACCACACAAUCAAAUUCAGCCAAGGUGCACGAUGUAAGCUCAUAUGUGGCGCUAUAGCUGGCGGCUUCGAGGAUCUGAUGGAGAGAUUACUAUUAGCGGAGCCGUCUAUCUUCGCGAACUGGACUUGUAUCUUUGGUCAUAAAGAUAUUAUGAGUCUCGCUGUUGCGUCUGGUGAUAUCCGAAACAUAGAGUUUUUGCUUGGACUGGGCAGAUCUCUUGAUCACGCCGUGACUUAUCCCGCAAUAAUUAUAGAAAAAGACACAGAUGGAAACUGGGACCCCGAUGAUUGCCCUCCUUCAAUGAUUCUCGCGCUUAACCGGGGCCGUGAUGAUGUCGUAAAGUACCUUAUUAAAAAGGGCUUUGAUGUCGUAUUUGCGUCAGAACAUGGGAACGAUCUUUUUAAAAGAGCACUUUAUCUGGGCAAAGUGGAAAUCCUUAAAAUACUUUUUGGGACUUCUAUUCCAUCAAUUAAAGAUAUUGCGUUCUCAGAUGAUGGUCUGUCAAUCCAGCUUGCAGUCUUAGGAGGUGAAACCGUCUUCAGAUUACUCCUCGAACGUGGAGUACAACUACAACCGAGCUACGUUGGACAUUCCCGCGCAUUCGCAUGUGCUGCUCUGCUAGCUAAUGUGCCUAUAUUGAGGAUAUUUUUGGAUGCGGGUUAG